AUGUGGGGCGGCCGCAAGCUGAGUUCCUCCGGCAGUCGUUUUUUCGGUGUGUUCGGGUCCGGGCGUCGGGGUACACAAACCGAGCGCCCUCCCCCAACCUCAUCGGCCGUUUAUUCAAAGAACCAGCUUAAUUGGACUCUACAAACUAAACCAGGGGUUUUUGGUGAAUACAGAACCAUGUGGUUCAAAUCCUGCAGGACUUUUUCCUGUUUGAACAGAAUGAAAAUUUACAGGUACCUCUGGACGAGACUAUACAGUACUUCACAAACCACAGUUGACAGCAGUGAGGUCAAAACCUUCCUGGCCCUGGCUCACAAGUGGUGGGACGAGCAAGGAGUGUAUGCUCCUCUUCAUUCCAUGAAUGACCUGAGGGUACCAUUUAUUAGAGACAAUCUUUUGAAAACAGUUCCUAAUCACCAGCUGGGAAAACCUUUGUCUGGGAUGAGGAUUCUUGAUGUUGGCUGUGGUGGUGGACUGUUAGCUGAACCUCUAGGGCGGCUUGGGGCUUCAGUUCUUGGACUUGAUCCUGUGACUGAGAACAUUAAAACAGCACAGUGCCAUAAAUCAUUUGAUCCAGUCCUGGAUAAGAGGAUAGAGUACAGAGCAUGUUCCCUGGAAGAGAUUGUAGAAGAGACUGCAGAAACAUUUGAUGCCGUUGUAGCUUCUGAAGUUGUGGAACAUGUAACUGAUCUAGAAACAUUUUUACAGUGCUGCUGUCAAGUGUUGAAACCCGGUGGCUCUUUAUUCAUUACUACAAUCAACAAAACCCAACUGUCCUAUGCCUUGGGAAUUGUUUUUUCAGAACAAAUUGCAGGUAUCGUACCAAAAGGUACUCAUACAUGGGAGAAGUUUGUUUCACCCGAAAAUCUAGAGAGCAUUCUGGAAUCAAAUGGUCUGUCAGUUCAAACUGUGACAGGGAUGCUCUAUAACCCAUUCUCAGGCUACUGGCAUUGGAGUGAAAAUACCAGCCUUAACUAUGCAGCUCAUGCCAUGAAAUCCAGGGUACAAGAACACCCAGUGUCUGCUGAGCCUGUUUCAAAAGGGGAACCAGAAGACCUCCGAGCUAAUGCCUGCCCCAACCCGGUUGUGCAUGAAGAGCCGAAGAAAUGAAUUGCUUCUGAGGGUGGAGUAAUAAGACUUGAGAGUCUGAUGUAUACAAAUAUAAAACAUACACAAUUUAUCCUUAGAAUCGUGAAAAAAAGGCCAAUAAAAACGGCUAAAAACCUUGGACAAAGUUUUUAUAUUUUAUCUAAUAGCUAUUUUCAAGACCUUCUGUGGAUAAACAGUUUUGUCGAGAUAUUUUGUGUGAUCUAGGUACUUAAGUCCCUCAGCCUUUGAUGUAUGAGUAGGGUAUACAUAUUUGUUUCAUCUCACAAAACAGAUUUUUUCCCUUAUGUAUUUGCAUACUUGUAUGGUGUAAUGUAUUUUAAUUUAAAGGAAUCUAUAUCAUCUAUAUUUUUCUUUAUUUGGUUUUAGUUAAAGGCAGUUGUGCCUUUGACUAAUAAAAACCACAUAAAGUA
Carlito syrichta (Philippine tarsier) is the source of this 1520-nucleotide messenger RNA. RefSeq names its product coenzyme Q3, methyltransferase (gene COQ3). The record is from RefSeq and is a predicted model, not a curated record. Gene Ontology annotation, molecular function: 2-methoxy-6-polyprenyl-1,4-benzoquinol methyltransferase activity. The coding region runs from base 1 to 1110 and encodes 369 amino acids. Gene Ontology annotation, biological process: ubiquinone biosynthetic process. The transcript has 7 exons. NCBI's taxonomy places the organism in Eukaryota, Metazoa, Chordata, Mammalia, Primates, Tarsiidae.